Molecule: messenger RNA, 1293 nt
Organism: Artibeus jamaicensis (Jamaican fruit-eating bat)
Lineage: Eukaryota; Metazoa; Chordata; Mammalia; Chiroptera; Phyllostomidae
Product: set1/Ash2 histone methyltransferase complex subunit ASH2-like
Cellular component (GO): Set1C/COMPASS complex
Molecular function (GO): transcription cis-regulatory region binding; protein binding
Source: RefSeq, a predicted model, not a curated record
AUGCGGCCACUCCGAGGCAGGAAACUAGACAGAAACCCCGAGCGCAGCGCCUGCGACUUGGAGACCCUCCCCACUCCCGCUCAGCCCAGCUUUCCUCACGGGAGCCGCAAACUUGGGGCACGUUGUGCAGAGAUUUUGCGAACAACAAGAACCUUGUGCUCACACUCACACGGGAGAAUUGCAGCAGGAAGCAGUGGAAAAGGAAGAGGAGCCAAGCGCAAACAGCAGGCUGGAGGGACCACAAAGAAGGCUCAGAGUGACCCUUUGUUUUCUGCUCAGCUCCUUCCCCACCAUGGCUACCCCUUGGAACACACGUUUAACAAAGAUGACUAUUGGUAUAUUCUAGCUGAGCCUAAUCCCUGCGCCCCUGACUCUGAGAAGCUGGACUGCUGGGCAGGAAAACCUAUUCCUGGAGACCUCUACAGAGCCUGCUUGUAUGAACGGGUUUUGUUAGCCCUGCCUGGUCGAGCUCCCCAGCUAAAGAUCUCUGAUGGCCGGCUGACUGUGGUUGGAGAGAAAGGCUACUCUAUGGUGUGGGCUUCUCAUGUGGUGCUGAAAGGUGCCUGGUACUUUAAAAUCACGGUGGAUGAGAUGCCACCAGACACUGCUGCAAGACUGGGUUUGUCUCAGCCCUUUGGUAACCUUCAAGCUCCCUUAGGUUAUGAUAAAUUUAGCUCUUCUUGGUGAAGCAAAAAGGGAACCAAGUUCCAUCCGUCCAUUGGUAAACACUACUCUUCCACCUACGGACAGGGAGAUGUCCUGGGAUUCUAUAUCAAUCUUCCUGAAGACACGGAGACAGCCAAGUCACUGCUCCAUACCUAUGAAGGUAAAGCUUUGAUAAAGUUCAAGAGUUAUUUGUAUUUUGAGGAAAAAGACUUUGUGGAUAAAGCAGAGAAGAGCCUAAAGCAGACUCCCAAUAGUGAGAUAAUAUUUUAUAAAAAUGGUGUCAAUCAAGGCGUGGCUUACAAAGAUGUUUCCGAGGCGGUUUACUUUCCAGCCAUUUCACUGUACAAGAGCCGCACGGUUUCCAUUAACUUUGGACCAUGCUUCAAGCAUCCUCCAAAGGACCUCACUUACCGCCCUAUGGGUGACAUGGGCUGGGGUGUCAUAGAACACACUCUGGCUGAUGUCUUAUAUCAUGUGGAAACAGAAGUGAAUGGGAGGUUCCCCUUCCUUUGCAGAUGUGGACUUUCUGGGGAGUCAUGGUGGGUUUUUUUUUCCCUUGUUGUUCAACUGUCGCGAAUGUUAUCCCAAAGAUACUGCAGCACUGUAGCCUCCGCUGUCAGCAAGUGA